AUGAUGAUUUAUGGUUUGGACAGAGCAAGUUCAAUCAUCAAACUCAUCAAAAAGGUGAACAAGUCAUUGCCUCAUGCCAUGGCUAUGACACGAGUUUUGUCCACCAGAUUCAUGGAUAUAAUGACUCAUCCUACGGCCAGGGAUGUCAUUCUGCAAUGCCUAAUCCUCUUUCCAAGGAAGCCUAAUGAGGUGCUCUACGAAAAAGUAAUACUGCAUUUCCAAGAUUUGGCCAUACACGAAGUUGGAUGCAGAUCAUUGAUCGACUGCAUCGCCCUCAUUCAUGGAGAUCAAAGAGUUAGACUUAUCAAUAAGAUAGCAGAUGUAUCGGAUUAUCUUUCAUAUGAUCGACACGGGAACUUCGUCGUACAAAAUCUCCUAGGCCUUAAAAACAAGGGGAUUACCAAGAAAAUAACAUGUUGCCUGCAAAAUCAGUUUAUGGGAUUGGCGGUGAGAAAAGAAGGAUGCCUUGUGGUAGAGAAAUGCAUGGAAGCUUCGGACGAUGGGAUUAUCGCAGUGGCUAAGAAGAUAAUAGACUGUCGGAGAGGAGCUGUUCGACUUGCUCGAAAUCGGUUUGGGAAUUAUGUGAUUCAAGCAGUAUUAGAGAAGACUAAGGAGCGCGGUUUCAAUAGUCUUUAUGAUGCUAUAGUGAGACAGCUGGAGGCUCGUUGCAGAGCAUCAAUUGGUCGGACGCAGGGCGGAAUAAGAUCAACUCAGGAUGCAUAUAUAAGAGAUCAGUCUAGUUUGCAUGAAUGGAUUAUUAUCUUUAUGUAG
This is a messenger RNA of Sesamum indicum (sesame), 771 nucleotides long. NCBI's taxonomy places the organism in Eukaryota, Viridiplantae, Streptophyta, Magnoliopsida, Lamiales, Pedaliaceae. The record is from RefSeq and is a predicted model, not a curated record.